AUUUAAGCUUUGAAUACCUCCCAGUUUGUCAAGAAUCAGUCUCUCAUUUUCCAGUGCACACAAGAGAAGCAAAACAAUGGAGUACCUUCUUCCACUUCUUCUUCUAAUCACCAUACUGUGUGUAACCAUUCAUGUACUCAUCUCAACCUUCAAACCGAUGAAAACCUCAAAGUACCCUCCAGGGCCUUACCCUUUUCCCAUCAUAGGAAACAUCUUGGAGCUUCGAAACCUGCCACACCAAAAACUUGCCAAGCUUUCCCAAAUUUAUGGUCCUAUAAUGAGUCUCAAGCUUGGUAGCAUUACCACCAUAGUCAUUUCCUCUCCACAUCUUGCCAGAGAAGUACUGCAAACAAAAGAUCAAAUCUUUUCCAACAGGACAAUCCCAGAUGCUGCUCGAGCUCUUGAUCAUCACUCAAUUUCAAUUGCAUGGCUUCCACCUUCAGAAAAAUGGAGGAUCCUGAGGAGGGCUUGUGUUGCCAAAGUGUUCUCUUCUAAGCAGCUUGAUUCUACAGAAGCUAUUCGCCAAAGUAAGGUGAAAGAGUUGAUGAAUUAUGUCAAGGAAAAAUGUGAGAAAGGUGAAGCCUUGGAUAUUGGUGAGGUUUCCUUCACAACUGUGCUUAAUUCCAUAUCUAACACUUUCUUCUCAAUGGAUUUUGCUCAUUACGAUUCUGACAAGUCUCAAGAGUUCAAGGACAUCAUUUGGGGCAUCAUGGAAGAAGCUGGAAGGCCUAAUGUUGUUGACUUUUUUCCAAUCUUUCGCAUGCUUGAUCCACAGGGUGCUCGGAGAAGAAUGAAUGGUUACCUUGAAAAGUUAAUUGCGUUUUUUGAUGGACUCAUAGAAGAAAGAUUGCGUUUAAGGGCAUUAGAAAAUGAAGACAAGGCAUGCAAGGACGUGUUGGAUUCUGUGUUGGAACUCAUGCUUGAAGACAACUCAAAACUGACUCGUUCCCAUGUUCUGCACCUGUUUGUAGAUUUAUUUGCGGCUGGGAUAGACACAACGUCAAGCUCAAUAGAAUGGGCGAUGGCUGAGUUGCUCCAUAAUCCAGAAAAACUAGAGAAAGUUAGAAAAGAGAUUCAAACUCUUGGCAAAGGUGAACAACUAAAAGAAUCAGAUAUCUUAAAGCUUCCUUACUUGCAAGCAAUGGUUAAGGAAACCUUUCGUCUACAUCCAACCGCCCCAAUGUUAGUGCCACACAAGCCAGAAGUUGAUGUUGAAAUAGGUAGCUUCAUGGUGCCUAGAAGUGCACAAAUUCUUAUCAAUGCAUGGGCCAUGGGAAGGGAUUCAAGGAUUUGGACAAACCCAAAUGAAUUUAGACCCGAAAGAUUCUUUGAAAGUAACAUUGAUUUUAAAGGGAAGGAUUUUGAGCUGAUACCUUUUGGAGCUGGAAGAAGGAUCUGUCCUGGGUUACCAUUGGCUUUUAGAACUAUUCACAUUGUGUUGGCCUCUCUUCUAUGCAAUUAUGAUUGGAAGCUCAAGGAUGGAGAAAAAUAUGAGAAAAUGGAUAUGCAAGAGAAAUCUGGGUUGAUCUCGCACAAGGCUCAACCUCUCUUGAUCAUUCCCAUCCAAGCAUAAGAUCAAGAACAUUAUAUAAUAAGUAUUAUUAUAAACUGAAUUUGUUCCAAUCUAUUCUUCAGUUAUCUUUGAGUGUUACUUCCCUAUCUUUUCUUUCUUUCGUCUAUUCUCUCUUCUCUUAUAUGAUAAUCUAAGUUGUUAUGAUUGCCUUCAC
Vigna angularis (adzuki bean) is the source of this 1727-nucleotide messenger RNA. RefSeq names its product cytochrome P450 76T24. Bases 77 to 1573 code for a protein of 498 amino acids. Gene Ontology annotation, molecular function: iron ion binding; heme binding; oxidoreductase activity, acting on paired donors, with incorporation or reduction of molecular oxygen. Lineage: Eukaryota; Viridiplantae; Streptophyta; Magnoliopsida; Fabales; Fabaceae. The transcript is spliced from 2 exons. The record is from RefSeq and is a predicted model, not a curated record.